UCCACGUCUAUGAACAUGGAGCCACUAAAAAACACAAUGAAUAAAAGCCAAACACAAGAAGUAGUACUAGUAGAUGAAGAGGAAGUUCAAGAGCUUAAAAAAAGCCUUCCAAAGGCUACUUUCAUGGGUAGUAACCUACAACUAGUAAAAUUUGAAGGCUUUUGGUGUCCUCCUAGUCUUAACUUGAAGAAUGUUCUUAUGUUUCGAAGAAAUUUUCAUGCUAGAGACACUGAUCUUAUCAUUGCUAGUCUCCCAAAAACUGGAACCACUUGGUUGAAAGCUUUACUCUUUGUUAUUGUCAAUCGUUUUCACCACAAAAUUGAUGAUAGUCCUUUAUUAACCCAUCAUCCACAUGAGCUCGUGUAUCGCCUAGAAAAGGACAUAUAUGGUGAAGCCUUCACGUAUCCUAGCCUACACCAUUUUAAUGAACUUCCUUCACCUAGGCUUCUCCAUACACAUCUACCUUAUGCGUCUCUUCCUAAAUCUAUCAAGACUUCCCAAUGUCGAAUUUUGUAUAUCAGUCGAAAUCCCUUGGAUACCUAUGUUUCACAAUUGAAUUUUUAUCCAAAUGUUAUUAAGAAGCAAAUGGGGGAAGAUUUCCAACUCCCUUGUGUUGAAGACUUUUUUGAGGAUUGUUAUGAAGGGAGAGUUCCCUAUGGUCCAUUUUUCGACCACGUAGUUGGAUAUUGGAAUCAAAGUUUAGAGAAGUCGGAAAAGGUGUUAUUUCUUAAGUAUGAGGAUUUGAAGGAUGAUGCGAUAUCUCAUUUGAAGAGGUUGGCUAAAUUUGUGGGUAUGCCUUUUUCUUCCAAGGAGGAAAGUGAUGGUGUGAUUCAAAAUAUAAUAGACCUUUGUAGCAUUAAUAAUCUAAAGCAGUUGGAGGUUAAUAAAAACGGAGUACUCAAUAAGUUCUUUGAAAAAAAUACCUUUUUUAGGAAAGGGGAGGUGGGAGAUUGGACUAAUUUUUUCACUCCUUCUAUGGUUGAAAAAAUGAACAAAUUAAUGGAAGAGCAACUUUGGGGUACUGGUUUGUCCUAUAAAUUGCUUUCUCACUAGUUUAAUAUGACAAAAUGUAUUGUAAUCAGGUCAAGAAGUGCAACUCGUUGUACUUGUGUCAAAUUUGGUUUUGAAUAUUUUUCUACUAAGUGGUAAAAGUUGGUUUCAUUGAUGUAAUUGCUAGUAGCAAAUUUGCUAUGCACCCAAAAUAAAUAAAAUGUGUGUUUUUUAAUAAUUCGAUUUAUGUCACAAAAUGUAUUCUAUCGACAUUUUAUAAUUAGAUAUUAUAACGUAGUUGAGUAUUUAUCAUCA
Beta vulgaris subsp. vulgaris (sugar beet) is the source of this 1305-nucleotide messenger RNA. Its product is annotated as flavonol sulfotransferase-like. The transcript has a single exon. Gene Ontology annotation, biological process: sulfation. The coding region runs from base 10 to 1053 and encodes 347 amino acids. NCBI's taxonomy places the organism in Eukaryota, Viridiplantae, Streptophyta, Magnoliopsida, Caryophyllales, Amaranthaceae. Gene Ontology annotation, molecular function: sulfotransferase activity. The record is from RefSeq and is a predicted model, not a curated record. Gene Ontology annotation, cellular component: cytoplasm.